Messenger RNA from Diorhabda carinulata, 1868 nucleotides. RefSeq lists its product as uncharacterized. The coding region runs from base 844 to 1743 and encodes 299 amino acids. The transcript has a single exon. Lineage: Eukaryota; Metazoa; Arthropoda; Insecta; Coleoptera; Chrysomelidae. The record is from RefSeq and is a predicted model, not a curated record.
UCCAAUUUUAUGAUUGCAAAAAUUUCUCAAUGUCUUUUACAUGGUGCCAAAUUUAAUCAUUCAUUUUUUACAUUUACUAUUCUAUAAUUUAAAAAAUAAAUUGUUUUGUCCGUGCAUCUUCUAGGAUUUGUAUAUUUUUGGUAAAACAAGACAGAUUCAAACCUUCAAUUUUUUUAUUAAAUUACUAAUUAAAUCUUCAAACUUUUUAUAAAUGAUGAAAAACAACCGAUAAUUCUUUAUGGAAAAUAUCAAAUUAUUCAUGUAUUUAUCGUAUGUUAGGUUAUAUCAUAGGUCAUAUCAUAUAUUCAUCACAGAGUGAUGAAAGUUAUCAAAAAUGGCUCUUUUCGUUAUAAAAAUCUGUUUUUUCAAUAUAAUUUUGAAAUAUCAGGGUAAAUAAUAUGAAAAUUAUAUAAAAAUUAAAUUUGAAGUGAUAAAGUAUAGAGAUAAAAAAUUUCAUUCUUCAUUUUCGAUAUAUUUUGGCCUAAUUAAACUAAAUCCGCUGUUAAAUCGCGCCACGGAAAUCGUACUCUCCUCAAAAUUUAUAUCUAAUAAAUGCGUUUUAACUUUUAGACCAUGCAGAACUUAUUAUUAAGAAUAACUUUUUUUCAUAAACCUACUAAUAAAAAAAGUUUUCCAUAUAAUUCCAAUUUAAGUAGACACACUGUAUAUUAUAUUCGCAUAUCGGCUAUUUAAAUCUAUUUGAAGUGAAGAUGAAGUGAUUCGUCCUCAGUUUUACGUACUUAUUCUAUCCGGAUAAAAAAAAUGACUGCAUCAAGUCAUAAAGAUUUCCGUUGUUGUUAAAUGUGACAUUAAAAAUUAUAUUGUCAAAAUCACCGUUUUAAAAUGGAAGAUAUAAUAAGUUAUUUUGGAAAAUUAAUCUCAAAUACAAUCAUGGUUCACAUUUAUUCCUAUCCACAUUUCUCCAUAGAAAUACUUUUGGCCAUAAUGUUAUGCGUAUGUCACAUACUCCUUUUCUUCGAAGUCAACGAUAUAUUCCAUACAACAAACAUCAAAGCGAUGAUGAAACUCAAAUCAAAGCAUCCCCAUUUGACCGAAACCGCCGAUUCGGACUCCUUUUAUUCUAGUUCAAGAGUGCAGGUAAUUCCUCAGAGAAUUGAAACAACUAUGAGAAAAUCUUACUUUGUCCCGACGUGCAGAAAAGUAGGUAGGAAGAGGAGCACCAAAUCAAAUUUGGGAUGGGUAAUACCCCGGAAGGUAUCGUCACUACUUCCUCAUACUUUCAGUGAUAGAGUGGAUUAUCUUUUAUCUAUCACACCUAGCGAGUAUAUAAGGAAAUAUAAAGAAAGAAAAAAUCGAGAAGCUGGAUUAAAAUCUUGCAUACAAUCGCUGAGUACGUUACUUGAAAGUGCUGUCAGUGGCGAGAGUAACGAAAUGAGAAAAAUAUCCCGAGAAACUCUAAGAAAAAGUAUAAACCACAUCAAGGAAACUUUCGAGAGUCAAAUUUUAGGUGAUCCUAAAACUAAAUAUCUUGAUAUUGAUCAAAAUAGCUUGCACAGUCUCAUGAGUAAAGCUUAUAAUAAUAAAUCGAUUAAAGCAACGGCACACGUUGUAACUUUCAACGUAGAAGAAGAUGAGAAGGAAGAGAAAGAUGAAGUAGACGAAAAGGGAGAUUUAGAACGUAUUUCUGAAGAUACCGUCGAUAAGAUGUCCGUUUAUAGUGAGUAUUCCGAUAGGAGCAUAGAAAUUCUGCCAGAUGACAAUCAGCUGUUAGUAAAUUUAUAAAUAUUGUUGUACUACUUUCGAAAAUUUCAUGUAAACUGUCUCCAUUUAUACGUAAAUUUAAGUGACUUUCAAAUAACAAAAUAUCUUGUAUUUAUAUAAAAUAAAAUUCAAAUGUGGAAAAGUAA